Sphaeroforma arctica JP610 is the source of this 933-nucleotide messenger RNA. RefSeq lists its product as hypothetical. The transcript has a single exon. The record is from RefSeq and is a predicted model, not a curated record. Lineage: Eukaryota; Ichthyosporea; Ichthyophonida. Bases 1 to 933 code for a protein of 310 amino acids.
AUGCCUAGAGCCAAUUUUCUACAGGCCCUGUAUGAUACGGCCGAUGACUGCUUUGCAAACAUAAAUGCGUGUAAUUUUGUCACCACGCAUGUUGACGAUAUCCGAAAAUCACUCGAGGACAGUUUGGACAGGGUGUUAGAAGAUCGUGGCAUUGACAUGAUGCAAUUUAGCGAGCUAAACGACGCUUUUCAACAGGCACAAAAAAAAUGGCGCACCAAGGCCAAGAAUACUGUCGCCGCUGCCACUCAGGAAUUAUUUGACGUGUUCGAAAUGGGCGGUACGAUCAAGCCAAGCAUCCCCAACCUCGAAAGUGCAAUCAAGACCUUGGCAAUUCUGAUCAGUCCUGAUAAUCCGAAACUCAAGAUUACGUACCGUGACCAGAUGAAAAACGACCCCAGGGGUCCAAAGGCCUGUCGUGAUAACUUGAGUGUUGCCCUUAUGACUCUCCGAGAAUCUUUGCUGAGACUUUGGUCAUUGGUUAAAAGGUACAAUUUUGCAGGCAAACUAAUCGGACCCAAACUCGAGCGACUGGUCGAUUUGCGCGACAUUCCACGUACACAAGAGACCACCUGGUUAAUUAGGGGUAUCAGGGAAAUACGAUUGGAUGGCGAACGUGAGGCGCUAGACCAUGCCGAACGUAUGGAGAGAAUGCGAGAAGUUGAGCGUGCAUACGAAGAGAGACUUCGGAAGGUGAUUGGUGUUGACGCUACGGAUGAAAAUGGAAAUUAUUUUGUGGACCUUACAGGCAUGAAAGACACCGUGCCACUGCUAGUGGGACACGAUGUAUCCGAACCCGCCAACCCGCUUUACCAGGAGUGGCAGCGUGUUAACCGGAAGCGGGGCAAGCGAAACCAAGACUCGCUCAGGUGGUCCGACUUUAAGCGACAGAAGAAGGAGCGGGCUAGCAUUCAAGCAAUUGAGUUGAGUGACUAG